Molecule: messenger RNA, 2423 nt
Organism: Cryptotermes secundus
Lineage: Eukaryota; Metazoa; Arthropoda; Insecta; Blattodea; Kalotermitidae
Exons: 2
Coding region: 100-1266 (388 amino acids)
Molecular function (GO): protein binding
Source: RefSeq, a predicted model, not a curated record
UCGGUGCGGCGAGGCAUAAAGAUACCAGUCCAGCGCAGCCCAGCCCAGUCGUGAGGCACACUGACUGCACCUUUCUGUUCCUUCGAGGUUUACAUAAGCAUGUCCCGGCCGUGGAGAACGGCGAUAGACGACGCAGCAAAGGAAACGGAGGAAGAUAGAGAAACGAAGCAGUUUGCACGUGAAGCUGAGAGGCCGGAACAUGGGCAGGGGACGCAGGAACUGUUAGAACUCUCGCAAGGAGAACAACCACCACCAAGCAUUGUAAAGGAGCUUCUACGAAAGGUUCUUGAUCAAGAAGAGGAAGACAAACCAGAAAUGCAACCCCUUCCACCAAAACAGCAAGUCUCCUCCUCCCAAACAAAUGUUCAAUAUAGAAUUCUAACUCGGCAGAAAGGAAGCACACAUACACAUCACAGUAAUGUUGGCUCAGGCAAAGGACUUCUGCAGAAUGAAUGGUUACGACAUGGAAAUCAUCUCCCAGAACAAGCAGGAAAUCAUAAUCAGUCCAGUGGGGAGAAAAUGAAGCAUGAAACUAACCAGGAACCAUAUCUAUCGAAAACUGAACGAAAUUACCCCAGAUACCAAACUGGACCUCAAGAAUUACUCCAGCACCAAACAGUAAACACACAAAUGCAAACGUACUACGGAAAAACAUUUCCUCAGAAAGUAACCAAUAAUCCUAUGCCCCAAAUGGCACACGAUCAACAAUACAACGCAGCUACAGAAGUGGGCAUGAACUCCGCACCUCAAGGACUUCCUGAACUUAAUCUUCCACUACAUUUACAAGGGUUUCUGAAUCCACCCGUCCUUUGCCCUCUGGGUAUGUUACCUUCUGGUGCUUGUCCUUGGAAAGGCGACAACAGAUACAGGGAAAUGCAUGUCGACACGAGCCACGCGAAUUACACUGUUUCAACUAACUUCAUCAGACUGUCUCGUAACUGUGUGAUGUUAAUGAAUGUUUAUGCCGAGUACUUCCUUUGUUAUGCGGUUGCCGUAACUGACCCAGACAGGCUAUACUGUGUCGUGCAGCACGCCUGUACUUCAUAUAAUUGUAUGCUGACUUACCAGUACAGAUGCGAUAUUUACGCUGAGAACCGAUAUGAAAAGUUAAGCGUAACCAAACUGGUUGCACACUUCCGAGAUGACUUUAAUACUCUGACUCAGAAGGGUAACUGCCUUAGUCUGGACCGUGCAACUGUUAAUUCCUUUACUGCGGAUAAUGGAUUUUAUGUUAAUGUUACAAUUUUAAUCCCAGAACAAGUGUAGCCUAUAUAUUUCCUUUCAAAACAAAAACUAGCUCAUCUUCUGAAUGAUUUUAAAACUUUAAUUAAACGAGAGUAAGUGCGAUAGUUUGAAUGUUGAAGUUGUCAUAUAAUUCUACUAAAAAUUAUGCACGUAAUAUCAAUUUUAUACUUUUAAUACGAAAACCAAAUGAGGAUAAAUCUUUUCUACUAAAGAAAUCAGUUUCCUUCUGCUGCUCUGUUUCUAGAUUAAAAUUGGAGCUUACUGUGGGCUGGUACACCUUGAUUUCACCAUCUUGCUUUAGUCACUCCUUUUUACAGUAGACAAGUGUCAGAUGCUGUUAUCACUUGACAGGCCUGAACUUCAGAGAAAAAGAGACAAGAGGUUCUCAGCGUGAUAGACUCUUAAACAUGGCAGCACGAGGAAAAGCUCUCUCUUACACUAGGAGAACUAGGAGAAUAUUUCACUCUGAUGAAGAGGAAGGAAUAAGAAAACGUACAAAAUUACAUAAUUAGGAGCUCAUAAGCCUUAACGGAAUACUAUUAGUUCCAUUUCAAAAAAGGAUUUGUCCCAUAUACGGGAUACGAAAUACGCAUAUUGGAAAAGUAACUGCAUACAACAACCACCUUCUACUAAUGAACUGAAACAUUCAUUAUCAUAUUUACAUGAAAGUGCCACCUAUCCUCAUGCUGAUCCAGCUGAAACCAGCCUUCAAUCAAUUUCAUCAACUUCAAUUUGAAUAUCCUCCCAUCUACUACUGGGUUUCCCAAAUAAUUAUUCCUUGUAUAUAUAUACCCCAUAUAACAUGUAUGCAGCUUUUCUUUCAUUCAUGUCAUCCCCGGUUUUCUGCUCAGUGUAUGUUAGGUUAAGCGUACAAAUCACAGGUGAUAUGCAGGAAAUGCAUGUGCCCAUCUCUUGGGCGUACGUACGAGUGCAGGGAGUUUUCUUCUCAAGCGAAGAAGCCAGCCAACGGAAACCUGAAAUAACAUUAAAAAAAUUACGUUCAGAAAAAAAGGACGUUUCGAAAACUCAAGUUCCCGUGCAACAUUUUAUUAGUACACAUACUUUACAGGUUUUGGUUGGAAACUGUUGCUCUCCCUCUCAAACGUCCCACAAAGUCGUGUGCAGAAAAAACACUUGGAAGAAUUUCAAGAUUACGUUAAGACCUAUUUGUUCUUAAA